Messenger RNA from Brassica rapa (field mustard), 3746 nucleotides. Its product is annotated as transcription repressor OFP11. Gene Ontology annotation, biological process: negative regulation of DNA-templated transcription. Lineage: Eukaryota; Viridiplantae; Streptophyta; Magnoliopsida; Brassicales; Brassicaceae. The record is from RefSeq and is a predicted model, not a curated record.
AUAUAAUAUAUAUAUAUAUAUAUAUAUAUAUAUAUCCACGAAACAGUAUCCACAAUAUGAUUGAGAACUUUUCCGACCAACCUUCAUCCAUGACAUAUUGUAUAAUUCAUAAACAAACUAAGAAAUAUAUGACUUAGAAAAUCUGUAAAUCGUAUACAAAAUCAUGUCCACAAAUAUACGAAGAAAUAUCUGAAAACGAACCUUGGACACAAAAUUGCUUCUACUAAAUUUUGUUCACAAAACUUUGUCCACGAAAUCAUGUCCACACUUUUUGAAUAUGAAAAACCAAAACAAAAUUUACCUAUCUACAAUUUUUUUGUCCACAUUUCUAAAAAAAAAAAAUAUUAUCCACACUUUUUAUGUUCAAAUAUUUUUUUGUAUAAAUGUUAAUAUAUAUAUAUAUAUAUACAAAAAUAGAUGUCUAAAUGUGGAAAAUUAAAAAUUAUAAUUUAUAGUCAUAAACUUAUUUGAUUUAAAUAUUUUGAAAAGAAAAUAAAGGCAAAACAUAUUAAAGGGUGAAAUAAGUAAGAAUCAUUUUAAAAUAUGUAAAACUAUAAAUGCACUACAUAUAUCAUCUCUCUCUAUCGUCCCUUCUGUUGUUUAGUUGUUAAAUAAUUUAGUUACUUGCAAGUAACUAGAAAGAAUCAAACCAUAUGAUGUGAGGGCAAAACAGUCAGAAAAACGUCAGCUGUCCAGAAAAUGUGUGUCACAUGCUGUAAGUGUUUCUACAUGUAAAAACAAACACAAAAGUGUCUUAUAUGGUAAACAACUCUUUUUCUUCUAUAGAAAAACUUUAAGCUAUACUAGAUUUUGAAGUAUUAUUUCUUUCCAAUGUAUUUUUCUAUUUUCUCCUUCGAACAAUUAUUUUUGAUAUCUCUAUUUUGACUUUACAGUUAUUACAUUUUAGUUAUGAAAGUUAAAAGUUAACUCAAUUUACUUAACAUCUCAUAAAAUUAUAUUAUUACUUAAAUUACAUAAAAGCUACAUUACUUUGCCCAAAAAAAGUAAACUUUGUGAUGUAAACAAAAAAUUGUAUUUCUGUUUUGGAUAAAUCAUUUGUAUUUCUCUAAAAUUAAGAUAUUUAUGAAAAUAGUUAUCAUUUAUAAGUAAAAUUAAAAAGUGGUAUCAAAUCUGUGUUAAAAUUAAAUCCCCCAUUUCUAUAUUUUUAUAUAGUGUUAGAAAAUAUUAUCAAAUUAUUAAUGAUACAUAUCUAUCCGAAAAUGAUAAAGUAUUAUGCUUUUUUGUUAUUUUGUAGCAUAAAACAAUAUAAAAAGUUUCAAUGGAUGGAGACAGGUCGGGUUCGAAGGCAAUAGCUCAGAACUUGCUCGAAUCAUCAGCACUGUGGUCUUGAAUCAUGCUCUGUUGGGUAAUAUCUUAUAUGAUAUUCGCCAUUGGAUAUCUUUGUUAGCUGGGAAAUGUCAACAGACAAAAAGUUAGUGUUUUAGUAUCAUACACCACCUAUAUGGUUGGUGGAUUAUUUGUAUUAGCCAUAUACAAUUUGAUUAUAUUAAUGAAAACAUGUUGAAUGAAAAAAAAACAAUAUAAAAAGUUUCAAUGAUAUUUUUUUUUUGAAAUAUCUGUUACAAGUAAUCAUAAUCUAUAAUCGUAGUAGUUUUUUGGUGUUGUAUUUUAAUCUCUUCGUAAACGCCUAAAUGGCACCAAUUGUUCAAUUUGAAUUUAGCGUCGUAACCGAGAUGAAAGCACAAAUUGUUGGUCAGUUAUUUGAAAACCAUUUAUUAGAAGAUUUGAGAUUGAUUACAAAAUAUAUUGAUAAUAUCGGCUAAAAACGAUUAUCUCAUAGGAACGAAGUAAACGUAUAACUCCCAGUUUUUUUAAAAUAUUUUUAUUUAUGUGACUUCCUCUCUAUUUACGGGAGAAAGUCGGUUAGGUCUUUCCUUCUUCUUUUUUGCCGAUUUGGCUUUACCCAACUGCCACAAUGAAAAAUAUCGAUAAUUUUAUCAGUUAUAUAUUUAUAUAUAGUGAAUAUCUCAAUUCACUAAUUAUUUUGAUAGAAGAUAAACUAAAGUGAUGAGACCAAACCUCAGGCCGGUGUUAUCCGGCGUAACUUCAGAAUUCUGGGUCUCUCUUUUGGCGUCGCACCUUCUUUGGUGGUCGGCCGGCUUUUGAUUCUGGCGUCAACGCUUUCUCUUCAGGUGUUUGGCGGCCAGCUUUAGUCUCUGCGUCGCACCUUAUUCUCCGGUGCUGACGGCGGCUUUAUAUCCGAAUGUUUCCGGUUUGUCUACUCUCUCUGCUUGAGCUUUUCCUGAUUCGAGAGAGCUUCGUUCUCAGAUCUGACUGUGAAUCGGAUUCUUAAUCCUCGAUCGCAUGUGGUUGAAGCGUUUUCUUUAAGCAGAGACCGUUUUGCUUAGUCUUUGGUACGACGGUGGUUCUGCUACUGAAUUACUCUCGGCGGUGUUGAUUGAGGUUUCCGGUGGUUGAAGGUCCGGUGUUGAAGAUUAAUUAAGGAGUUGUUAUCAAAGUCUUUUCACUUCCAAUCAUCGUCUUCGUUGGUUUCCAUUGAACGGGUUUCUGUUUCCGGUGUGUCCGGUGGAACGCCGAUUUGAAUUCCGACGAUGACGUGCAAGUCGGUGAAGAAGGGUGGCGCCUUCGCUUGGCAUGUGUCCCUACCGCGCAUGACCUGCGCUUCUCGUUCAACAUGAUGUCAGUCUCGUCACCUUCUUCCUUUGGACUCUUCCUGGCUGGGCCGUUGUGGGCCUUUUUGUUUUUUUUUUGUUUUAAUAUGGCUGGGCCUGGAUGGCCUCAAUCUUGUAAAAUCCUCCUUGGGCUUUUGCCGACGACAAAAAAAAAAGAUAGAAGAUAAACUUUUGAGAAAAAUAUUAUGCAAUGGAAUAUGAUCAUCAAAGACUUGGUGUAAAUCCGCGUUCUAAACAUAUUUUUUUUAAAAGAAGUGGAUUGUAAAUAAAUUAAAAAAAUGGGUCCAGCUACGUUAUGGACGUUGCAUACACUACGUGACCUCCUCUUACUACAAAACUGUUGCAUGUAUUAAUAAGCAUUGCAAAGUCUUAAUUAAUCGUUCCUCCUUAACCAAACAUGUCUACAUUUCUAAGGAAGAAGCUACACCUAUGCUUCUCCUCCUCCGGUGUUGUAUCACCGUCGAUUCCUUCUUCCCCGAUCGUCGUACCCAAUCACAACCCACCAUCUAAUCAUCAUCAUCACCACACUCCCUCAAUCUUCAUCAACAACUUCAACUCUCUCUACGAUCACCUCUCUGUUUCCUCUCCUCUCCACCGUAACGAUAAAUUCACCUCCGUCGCCGCCGCAUUGACCACUCCCAAAUCCGGCGACACUGGAUCCAGUUUGUUCACCGGUGGAUUGCAUCCUUCUCCGCGUAGAGCUGACGACGAAGACGACGAAGAAGAUGAAGAUGACGAAGAUGAAAGUUACACCGUAGUGUCAAAGCUUUUAAGCGACGGAACGGCGAUUAUGAAGCAAAUUGACUCACCGGAUCCGUGCAGAGAUUUCGGAAGGUCGAUGAGAGAGAUGGUGGAAGCUAGAGAUCCGACGAGAGACGACGUCUCCGAUAGAGAAUACUUGAACGAACUGCUCUUCUGUUACCUCUCUUUGAAUCCUAAACAUACUCACAAGUUCAUCGUCUCUGCUUUCGCAGAUACACUUCUCUGGCUACUUUCUCCGUCGUCAUCGCCGGAAUAUUAUUCUUUAUCCCAAUCGAUUUAAUUCAUUUAUUCCUCCGCACUAUUUUAAAAACUUUUUGAGAAUAAUUAAUU